Scomber scombrus (Atlantic mackerel) is the source of this 3539-nucleotide messenger RNA. It is a transcript of the gene cfap263, whose product is annotated as cilia and flagella associated protein 263. Gene Ontology annotation, biological process: cilium assembly. The record is from RefSeq and is a predicted model, not a curated record. NCBI's taxonomy places the organism in Eukaryota, Metazoa, Chordata, Actinopteri, Scombriformes, Scombridae. The coding region runs from base 2258 to 3139 and encodes 293 amino acids. The transcript has 9 exons. Gene Ontology annotation, cellular component: ciliary basal body; axoneme.
GACUAUGGGGAUUUUUACACUUGUGUCUGAAAAUGACAAACGCGUUUCAGUUUUACUGAAUUUGACAUUUCAAUUUAGUCUCUUUACUAUUUGUGGACUAUUCUAACAUGACCGUUAAGGCUGUUCACUGAUGGCCAAGAUACAGAACCGAUAUAUACACACAUUUGUAAUUAUGUUUAGGCUUUCAUGACUUGAUUACACUGAAAAAAGUGUAUCACAUUUAAGGUCUUAUCAGUUAAUAGUUUUUGGUUUGGACAAAACUAACAACAAUACAUUGAUAUUCUGCUGACUCUGUAGUGGCCUUAUUAUUUAAUCAAACUUACCUUUUCAUGUAAAAUAUUGGCCAUAACACCCUUCAUCAGCUAUAAUAAAGGUGAUAGGAUGUGAACACUGCCAUCUUCUGUUUAAAUAAAAUACUGCACACACUGUCACAUGAUCUGCUGUUCUUCCAAAGUUUUAAGAUGUGUGGAAUCCAUAAUUACAACAAUAAUAAUAAUGUUUAUUAAACUUUGUUUUGUUAUUUCCUACAUACAGCCUUUCAGCUGUAAAAUGGUUUAUUUUUCUUAAAAUAUAAUGGCUAUCUUUUUCAUGUAUGAAUGAGCAGCUUUCUUUUAGUGCAUUGUCUGUUGGACUGAGCUGAAUAAGGAUAUGUACAAAAGGUCAAAUAUCCCAGUGACGCUCUCAAUUGACAUUUUGAGCUGUCAUAGGAAGGAAAAGAUAACACAGGUGGAAUUUAUAAUAUCACAUUCAGUUUCCCAGUAAAUCAUGCCAGUGACAGCCUCUGAAGCUUGCUUAUGUAAAAUGGAAUGCAGCUGUUACUAAUGUUAAUGAUUACUCCUGUGUUUGUCCUGCUGUGACCUCAAACUGUCUGCAGUGAUAAAAGCUUAUGCAAGUGCUUCAUACCUUGCAUCUAAGACUCUCACUCUCACACAGGUGCUUGAGGUGUUUUUUAUUUGAUCUCUGGGAGAUUGAAGUUGGGUGGAGUUGGUAUUUAUUGUAUAAAUAAGAUGAUUAAGGUGUGAGUUGUCCUGUGCAACAACACUAACAGGGAUUUAAAAAAGAUAGGCAGCACUGGAAAUAAAAACACAGACAGAAAAUGUCUUUAGUUUCUUUCCCCAGGCCAUCAGGGCAAUGAACUGCUUCCACAAGCUGCCCCUCAUUCCUCCAGUCAGGGAUUAAAAUGGAUGAGAACUGAAUGCUAAAUGCACAUGCACUUUACACUUUAAGUAAAUCAAGCACUAACUUAUGCUGCUCUUAUGUUUUUUAAAUCGUGUUCACUGUCUUGUUUUUUUCAAAUGUGUUUAAAUGUCUCUUUUAUUUUGUUCAUUUUCUUUUUAUGAGUGACUGUUCACAAUGUGACUGUCUGUUGUUUGAACAUCAUGAAUCUGGGGAACGGUAUCUCGCUUCUGUAUAUGCUGAAGGUGUAUGAUGGAAGUGACAAUAAACUGAACUGAACUGCACUGAUAAGGAGACACAAUUAAAGAAAUAAAAAACAAGCAAGGGGAACUGAUUUCAAAAGAGAUAUUUCUAGGAAUCAGUUAUGUAACCAUUGAAAUUCAAAGCAUUGUCAACUUAAGAAAUCUACCUCUAAGUUUUUCCUUUGGGUGACGUGAAUCAAACAGGCUGCACAGAACAAGUCAUGAGAAAAUGUCGAGUCAGCCACGCAAGCGAACAACUGGGUGGACCAUGGAACGGGUGUAGUCUCAAUAGAUUCAACUUUUUUUGUAUGUUAAACACAGGUAAUGUAAUACAAUAGAUAUGACAGAGCUAAGAUUGUUUUUUAAGUUAGAAAGCUACAAAUUAACCAUUACAACUAUUUUUGAUUGACUGAGUUGAACCUCACUCACAACUCUGGUCAAACCAGCUGCGUCUAAAUUUAGAGUGCGCGCAUAUUCUCAGUUAUAUGCAUUUAAAUGGCCCGGAGCAGCUAAGAGAAACUUCCUUUUGUGAGACGUCUCACUUUACACCAGUCAAGGCUAUGACUGUAUGACAUCUUUAUUGUACCCAUGCACACCAAAUACAGUAAAGUAUAUCAGAUUGUGUAGCACUUGCUGCAAGGAUAGGCUACACCUGACUACAUCUUUGGAAGUGCUCCAUUGUAGCCCUCCUGGCAGAGAAUGAAUUGUUUGAACGUUUCAUCAGCCGCCUGGAUCCACAGGACCUGGUGUCCCAGCCUUCAGGAGAGGGCCCAGGGCCAACAGGAGCCUCCCAGCUGGAGGGUGGGGGUCGUGGACGGAGGCGAAGGUCUCGAUCCAACAUGUCAGAUCGCCUCCUGCAGCUGACCCUGGAACAAAAGCUUUAUGUGGCACAGAGAGAAGUAACAGAGACACAACAAGACCAGGAGAAACUUAAACAAAGAUAUGACAGAAUUCAGGACAGCUACAAGGCCUCCUUAAAAGAGGCACAACAACGUCUAGAAGAGAUCCAGAAGGCCAAGAAGGAGUUUGAACGCAGACUGCUCAAACCUAAGAAUGAGAGCAAAUUGGAGAUGAAGGAGCCUGAGAAGGUGCUCCAGUACAUUGUGGACAAGUUAAAGGUCACCCAGCUGGAGAAGUUUAACCUGAAGAACCAAGCACUGAAGGCCCAGGAGAAGAAGCUCCAGCAGCAGCUUCAGCAGAAAAAAGAGCUGGGAAAAGCUGAGUAUGAGGACAUUUUCCAGGCGUACAGCGAGCAGAGAAAUUACAAAAACCUGGAUGAACUUCAAGUUAACAAUCUCAAAGUACAGCGUAUCCUCAGUUCACACAAGGAGAAGCUGCAGAGUGUGACAUGGGAGUCUACAGAGCUGAGCAAUGACAUCACUAAAAGGAAGCAGAUGCUGGCAAAAAUUGAGCAGGAAAUACAUCAAGCUGAGGAGGAGCGUUUAAAGGCAGAGACCCUAAACCAAAACCUGCGCCGUCAGAUGGCAGAUUAUCAGGCCCCUGAUAUCAUCGAGUACCUGCACGUCAAGGAUAAACAGAAGAAGCUGCGGCAGAGCAUUCACACAUGGGAAAGGAAGGUUGGGAUUGCCGAGAUGGCCUUGAAGUCCCACCCUAAAGCCUGGAACAAACAGAGAGCCACUCUUACUCCUGCAAACAGUGCUGAGGCUGGAGAACACCAAAUCCCAGUAAAGCUCCCAUAUAUAGCAGAACACGACACUUAGAGGAGUGGAGAAUCUGAAAACCAACUGGAUUAAUUUCGGAAUACAUUACAUCUAUCCCAAACUAUGGUGGCGAAUUCAGUUAAAAAUGCCCUGUCACCAUAUUACAAUUCUCAUGUAGUUAAUCAUUUGUGGUAAUAAUUAGAGAUUUUCUUGUAACGCUUAUUGGGAGAUGGGGAAAGAAAAGUAUGUACUAUUGACUUAAAGCUUUCAUCCUUAUCAAGUAUCUUUCUUUCACUCAUACUGAGCAUGUCCUUGAAAUAUUUUUACUACACGCCAUUAUUAUGAAUAAAAUCUACUGUUUAAGUUCUGUAAAUGUAAAAACCAAGCUUAUCAAACUAUUUCUUAAAUAUUAGAAAAAUAUCUUUGCACAUCAAAUGAUACUAAAGAAUAAAAACAACUU